GCAGGACCACCAAUGUCGUUAUCGGAUGCUGCAAUGAAGCGACAAAGUCCAGAUAUCACCACUCAAGGAAAUGAAGAUAAAAGAGAUGAUCAACUUCACAAUCCACACAGCACUGUUCCAAUGAAUGCUAACAAUGACACUCCCAUGUUGCAAAGCCCCAAGUCAGCAUCGAAGAGCCCUUUUGAAGAGGAAGAUAGACUCAGUGAAUCAGAGGAGACACCAGUGCAGCUGUGUGCCACAGAUGAAGACAGAAAGAUGCCAGCCAGACCAACUCCGGGGCCUGACGGCCUGGAUAUCGGUUCAAUGCAAUCUACUUCUACUGCCAACAGGGAACAGAAUCAACAAUAUUCAUUCCUCACAUCAGCCUAUGUGCAAAAUCUCGCUGAGAUAUGCCACACCAUCUUGGAAGACAGGCAUGGCGAGUGGGAAUGA
This is a messenger RNA of Seminavis robusta, 432 nucleotides long. The record is from the annotation of a GenBank genome assembly. Lineage: Eukaryota; Bacillariophyta; Bacillariophyceae; Naviculales; Naviculaceae.